Racocetra persica is the source of this 160-nucleotide messenger RNA. The record is from the annotation of a GenBank genome assembly. NCBI's taxonomy places the organism in Eukaryota, Fungi, Glomeromycota, Glomeromycetes, Diversisporales, Gigasporaceae.
GCCGUUAGAAAAGAUGUUUCUAUGUACGAUACUUGAAAGAGGGAGAAAGAAUUUUUAUAAAAAUAAACGAGAUAUUGAAAGGGGAAAAUAUCUGGCGGGAGUAACUAUUAAUGAUCUUUUACAUCUCAGUGAAGUGAAACGUAAAGAGGACCAAGAAUAG